This is a messenger RNA of Pararge aegeria (speckled wood butterfly), 4540 nucleotides long. It is a transcript of the gene raf, whose product is annotated as raf homolog serine/threonine-protein kinase Raf. Gene Ontology annotation, molecular function: protein kinase activity; ATP binding. The transcript is spliced from 12 exons. Gene Ontology annotation, biological process: signal transduction; protein phosphorylation. NCBI's taxonomy places the organism in Eukaryota, Metazoa, Arthropoda, Insecta, Lepidoptera, Nymphalidae. The record is from RefSeq and is a predicted model, not a curated record. The coding region runs from base 229 to 2424 and encodes 731 amino acids.
UCCUGAGUUUCCCAAAGUUCGGAAAUAACAUUUGUCUAUCUUUUACAAUAUUUAUUUGAAAAUUGUGUUAAUUUUUGAAUAAAUUAUUGUGUAAUUAAUAUUUAUACAAUAAAAAAUACAUUUCACAUCAUCGAAACAGUUAAUGAUAAAAUGGCAACAAACAUUGUGUAUCUGCUAUGCGCGAGUAUGCGCGAAGAAAAUUAAGAAAAAAUAAAAAAAAGAAAAGAAAUGGCAGUUACUAGAGAGAAAGAAAAUUGUACAAGAAAAAUUAAUGGAAAUAUACCCGCGUUAUCGCUUAAUAGUGCUAAUAUGUCGACGUCUACCGACAGUGACGACGUAGCAGAUCCGACAUAUGAAAUAAGAAACAUUCAGAGUAUAAUAAAUGUGACUCGGGAAAACAUUGACGCUUUGAACGCGAAAUUCGCUGGUUUGCAGCACCCUCCUUCUUUAUACUUGUCGGAAUAUCAGGAGCUGACUGCCAAGUUGCAUAACUUGGAGCUUAGGGAGCAAACUCUACGUGAAUUAUUACAGUGUGACUCGCCGGACCGAAGCGAGGAGUACCCUUGGCAAGAUGACUCUAAAAAGUACGAUACCCUCACCCGGCAGCCUAAAGUGUUCUUACGGGCUCAUUUACCGAACCAGCAGCGUACCAGCGUGCAGGUGAAGGAUGGGGUGACACUCCGGGAGGCGCUCAUGAAGGCGUUAAAACUAAGGAACUUGACUUGUGAAAUGUGUGAAGUGGUUCGGACAGGCAAUAAUGAAGUGAUACCUUGGGAUAUCGACAUAACUAUGAUAGAUGCUGAGGAGGUGACAGUGCGUAUACUAGACAAGCUGCCAAUAAUGUCGCACAUGUCUCACCAGUUCACCAGAAAGACUUUCUUCACAUUAGCGUUCUGCGAGUGCUGUAGGCGGCUUCUGUUCAACGGCUUCUACUGCUCACAGUGCAACUUCAAGUUCCAUCAGCGUUGCGCUGACAAAGUGCCCAGUAUUUGCCAUCAGGUUAGAAUGACAGACGCGUAUUACGCCGCGUUGCUGGCGAAAAAUCCAGAGACACAUCCCGGAUUCAUAUAUCUACCACAGAGUUUUGGAUACCAUCAGAACAAGCAACAACACCCUCGGUCGCUGAACCAACAAGACAGAUCGAACUCCGCGCCCAACGUCUGCAUCAACAUGGUCCAACGGCCGAUGACGCUAGCUGAGCACCAGCGGAAGCAAAACCAGAGCAACAACUCCCCACAGUCGUCAAAUUAUCUGACAUCGGGGCGAAACAACAACGAUGACAAGGAUAAGGGCGAACAACAGAGCCAGAGCACUCAGGCGUCCCCCACGGGCACUCUGCGACCGCGGAGGGCGCGCGCGCGUUCAGCAGACGAGUCGUGGAAGCACGCGCUGUCGCCGCGCGAGAGCUACGACGACUGGGUCAUACACGCGGACGAGAUCCUCAUCGGCGCCAGGAUAGGUUCGGGAAGCUUCGGAACAGUAUACAAGGCGCACUGGCACGGGCCGGUGGCGGUGAAGACACUCAACGUGAAAACACCCACGCCGGCGCAGUUGCAGGCGUUCAAAAACGAGGUGGCGGUUCUGCGCAAGACGCGGCACUGCAACAUCUUGCUGUUCAUGGGCUGCGUGUCGAAGCCGUCGCUGGCCAUCGUGACCCAGUGGUGCGAGGGCUCGUCGCUGUACCAGCACCUGCACGUACUCGAGACCCCGCUGCCAAUGUUGCACCUCAUCGACGUGGCGCGCCAGACCGCACAGGGCAUGGACUACCUGCACGCCAAGAACAUCAUCCACAGGGACCUGAAAUCAAACAAUAUAUUUUUAAGAGAUGACUGGUCAGUAAAAAUAGGAGACUUCGGACUUGCUACCGCCAAAGUGCGGUGGUCAGACUCGUCGACGCUGGGCGGCAUCCAGUGGCAACAGCCUACGGGCUCCAUCCUGUGGAUGGCGCCCGAGGUCAUCCGCAUGGACGAGCCGGUGCCAUACACGUUCCGCUCCGACGUGUACGCGUACGGCGUCGUGCUCUUCGAGCUGAUGGCGGGCGAGCUGCCGUACAACCACCUCAACAACAAGGACCAGAUCCUAUGGAUGGUAGGGCGGGGUCUAUUAAGGCCGGACGUCCGACGUCUAAGACAAGACGCGCCGCAAGCGCUGAAAAGGCUAUUCGAAGACUGUAUAAAAUUCGACCGCGAACAGAGGCCUCUGUUCAGACAGAUCCUAGCCUCCCUCGAGUCUAUGCUUCGGGCGAUGCCGAAGAUCACCCGAAGCGCUUCGGAGCCGAAUUUGAACAGACAGCUGCACGCUUCGGACGACUACUUGAGCUAUAGCUGCGCUUCGCCGAAGACGCCGGUCAAUUUCCAGUUCAAUACUGACACGAGUUUUCCCGCCUUUUAUGGUAUCCCAGUGCCUAGCCAACGACACACGUAGGGGAAACCCCGGGCCUCACAGACAACGAGUCCUGCGGUAUCCACCAGCCUUAGCACUCUGCGAUCUCAACAAAACUUAAUUAUUUGUUUAUUAUCGACCGCAUACAAAUUGAAAAGAACUAUUAUACUUGAAGAGUCAUACGUUCGUCCGGUUCAGAUAAGUCCAGUCGCUAGUCCCAGUCAGUUAAAAAAAAGAUUAAAUGGGUGACAUCUGUUUUAUUCGAAUUUUAAUGCAGUUACUAGCAUGCUACUGGAAUCAUGUGAACUGGCCAUUACGACGCUUAACUUAAAGUUGAUAAGAAAUACGUUCGAGGAGCGGGAGUCGAAUGAGGUGGGGAAUAGGGUAUGUGACUGUUUUUUUGUUCAUUGUCUCAAAUGAACCGUAAUGCUAUUUUUUAAUUUUGGAUUUUGAAAUUAAAAAAAUAAAUUCAAAUAAAUAAAAAUGGUGCUAAAAUCGUCGGUUUGGGGUCACGUGACUGCAAUGGCGUCACAAGUCUACAAAAAUGUAAAAACGGAAGUAAAUUGCAGUGUCACUGGUUAAAUUCUAUUUUUGAAGUACGUUGUGAGAAUCCGGGAUCACGUUGUCACGCACGAUUAUGCUCUUUAAGUCUUUAUUAAUAAAGUACUUUCUAACAACAGCGAUACCACAUUAUUUACAGUCUGAAGACGUCACAAGACAGCAAACAGAGAGUCAACCAAUCGUGUAAUCCAAAAAUUCAUUAUAUUUUUUAGGUUUAUGAAUUGACAUAAUACAGAAAAUCUUUAAGGAUAACACCAGCACACGUGAUAUUUUAAAUACAGUCUAAUAGCCUAUUCCCGCGCACUAACGAAACGCGACGCGUGUUGAGUCAAAUUUACACUCUUACUUUUAAUACCACGAGAAAUAACUCAUUUUCUCUUGUAUUUCUAUUAAAAAAAUGAUUAGAAAUAAUUAAAUCGUGGCACGCAUGUUCUUACAGGGGCCUUUUUACAUUGACUUUAAGUAAAAAAGUGUUUUGUAAGCAAGGGUUGAGUUUGUCGACGAUAACUCCUCGUUAUGCAUUAUAUUUAUUUGAACGUUGUAAAUAAUCUUUAGUAAAUUUAAUUUAAUUAAACUAUGUUUUUAUUCUUAUUAAUUACAGUUAACUUAUGAAAUUACAUCUUAUUGCUUGGUGUUAGAUUUUCAACCUUUGUCUAUUCGAUUCGAUCGCAUAAAAGUUAUAUACGAUUUGUAUAGAAUGGGAAGAGCGCCAUGUAGUUACAAUACUGGAAAACAGUAUUUGUAAAACUAUUAACACCACUGGGAAAUAGUUAUAAAAAUUACACUGUGUUGUACCAACAGAUUUUUGUUAUUAUUGGGGAAGAAUUGUAAUCAAAUUUAAGCUUUAAAACGAUACAAUUAAGUUCCCUUUUAUACCGAUGUUCAAGUAUUUCCACACUCGAAAACGACGCCUCGAUUUCGAGCUGGAAAAUCUUGUACUAAGGCUACUGGUCUGGCGAGAGGCUUCGGCCGUUGCUAUUUAUAACCUUACCGACGAAGACUAAGUGGGAACUCUUAGCGAUUAAGCGUUCCAGUACGAUGACGCGUAGAAACUAUAGGGGUUAUAAAACUGUCAUACCUCCAACAGGUUGGCCGGCUACCAUCUUAAACUCCAUCAGGAUUGCAGACAAAGGCUAACUUGUCGUAAAAUAAAAUAAAAAAAACAAUACUGGGAAACAGUAUUGUCAUUAUACGGCGCUCUUUACAUUGGAUACAAUCGUAGUUAAAUUUCACGCGAUCGAAUAGGUAUCCAGAAAGUCUCAUACUAGGCAUACUCCGUCUUAACACACAUUAUGAAGAUAGUUUAUAUUCUAACAAGGUUAUUUCUUGUCAACUGAGACUGUAUUUGUCUUGUGUUUGUGUAACUGGUGUAAACCGAAUACUGUGAAAACUAUGUGAUAAAAUUAUUGGUACAUUAGUUUUUUAAUAUUUCGAGGCGUAUUUUUUGACUAAACACUAUCGAAACUAGCCAAUUCGCGGGAAAAAAAGUUAGUUUUAGUCAUGAUCAUCUAGGAGGGGAAAAAAGCCUUAUAAAUUGUAUCUGUGCCUGCAGAACGAAAGUGACUUUCUAAUAGCAUUAAAUUUAAUUGCUAUUACA